Messenger RNA from Penaeus chinensis, 458 nucleotides. Its product is annotated as pro-resilin-like. The transcript is spliced from 3 exons. Lineage: Eukaryota; Metazoa; Arthropoda; Malacostraca; Decapoda; Penaeidae. The record is from RefSeq and is a predicted model, not a curated record. Gene Ontology annotation, cellular component: extracellular matrix. The coding region runs from base 8 to 376 and encodes 122 amino acids.
CCCAACCAUGAACGCAAAGCUUCUCCUUCUGCUCAGUCUGGCAGCCAUCAUUGCCGCAGACAGCCGUGAGAUUUACCAGCCACCUCAGUCUUCUCAGGACACCUCCGAGUCUUCCGAGGAAUCCUACGAGUCUUCGGAAGCCAAAUACAGCUUCAACUGGGCCGUCAGCGAUGAUUCCUCCAGCAACGAGUUCGGACACCAGGAAGCCCGUGACGGCGACGACACUCAGGGAUCCUACUACGUGCAGCUCCCCGACGGCCGCCUGCAGACCGUCACCUACUUCGUGGACGGCGACUCCGGCUACGUGGCCGAAGUCAACUACGAGGGCGAAGUCUCCGACGAGUCUAACUCUUCCGAGUCUGAUGAAGAGUCUUAGUGAUGAAAAAUAAAAAAUAUAUAUGUAUAUACAUAUUGACCGUUACUUUUCUUUGUUUAAAAUAAAUGUAUAUGAAAACGUA